Messenger RNA from Stylophora pistillata, 1116 nucleotides. RefSeq names its product glycine receptor subunit alpha-2. Gene Ontology annotation, molecular function: extracellular ligand-gated monoatomic ion channel activity; transmembrane signaling receptor activity. Gene Ontology annotation, cellular component: membrane. The record is from RefSeq and is a predicted model, not a curated record. Lineage: Eukaryota; Metazoa; Cnidaria; Anthozoa; Scleractinia; Pocilloporidae. Gene Ontology annotation, biological process: monoatomic ion transmembrane transport.
GGUCACACAAGAAACUCGUAGCUCGUUUUUGGUUCAAACGACGUCUGGGAUAUGCACUUCUUCAAAUCUACGUCCCUACUUUCAUGCUUGUGGUCUUGUCUUGGUUUUCCUUCUGGAUUCCUCAAGAAUCUGUUCCAGCCCGUGUGGCGCUUGGAAGUACAACUGUGCUUUCCAUUGUGACAUUCACUGGCUCCUUCAGAAGCUCUCUCCCAAAGGUAUCUUAUAUAAAGGCGGUGGAUAUCUACUUUAUUGUUUCGUUUGCAUUUCUUUUUGCGGUAGUCUUUGAGUACGUUUUAGUUUUGCUUAACACUGGAAUAAAGCGCCAAAGACGUGCCAGUAGUGCACCUCUCUCAGAGGAGAACAACGAGGAGGCAAACGGCUCAAAGAUAGACGUAUUUAAUGGAAUAAAAGAAUUGCAAGAUAUCAAAGUAGAGAGUCCGGAAUCUUCGAAAGAAAAGCUAAAGGAAGGGAAAUAUAUCUCAGUAAAGAAGGCCAAAGAGUACGUGCGUUAUGCUUUUGUAAGGAAUGAAGCCAGCUCAAUUGAUCGAGCAUGUCGUUAUCUUUUUCCUUGUUGUUACGCCCUGUUUAAUUCGUUUUACUUUGCUUUUUAUGAGUUGUCGUCAUUUGGAAAUCAUCCACCUUCCGAAAUGUAACAAGCAUGUGACUUCAAAUAACAAUCAGGAAAGGUCAACAUUGAACACAGAUCAGACAGAUUAACCUGCUUCACUCGCUGUUUGCUUUGUUUGAUCAUCUUAUUGACCAGGAUAAUUUUCAGUGAGGCUAAAAUCCGGUUUGAUAAAUUUUACAUCGCAUAUGAGACGGUGGUUACCGUUCAUAUGCGUAGAGAUCGAUCAAUUUCAUCGAGUUCCAUAGCAAAAUAUCCCCUACACCACCUCUCGGGGCGGCACCACUAUGCAAUCAAAGAUCUCGAUAGAAUCUACUAGCCAUUUCGUUUAUUAUGAUAAUAUCUAUUAAAUUUCAGAGCUUAGAGAUCAGAAAGAAUAUGAGUGUUCUGAAGAGGGUAGAUGCUUGACUCUAGAUAAAUUCUAAACAGUAACAAAAUACAAAAUAAUUGUAAAUAAAUUAGUAGUAAUAGUAAUAAAAAUUACAAUAUGA